Eurypyga helias (sunbittern) is the source of this 1239-nucleotide messenger RNA. RefSeq names its product small G protein signaling modulator 3 (gene SGSM3). The annotation marks the transcript as partial. The record is from RefSeq and is a predicted model, not a curated record. NCBI's taxonomy places the organism in Eukaryota, Metazoa, Chordata, Aves, Eurypygiformes, Eurypygidae. The transcript is spliced from 9 exons.
GCCAUCACACCCCCUCUGCUGGGGGUCCCUUCUCAGCACUCACUCCCAGCAUUUGGCCCCAGGAGAUACUGGCAAAAUACACACAGAAAGAAGAAUCCAUCGAGCAGCCAGAGUUCCGCUACGAUGAAUUUGGUUUCCGAGUUGAUAAGGAAGAUGGUGCUGAGCCAAACUCCAGCAAGCUUCUGGGGGUCCCACUGACGGAGGAGCCGCAGCAGCGGCUCAAGUGGCAGGCUCAUCUGGAAUUUACACACAACCAUGACGUGGGCGACCUCACCUGGGACAAAAUUGAGGUCACCCUCCCACAUUCGGAGAAGCUGCGCUCCCUGGUGCUAGCCGGCAUCCCACACAGCAUGAGGCCACAGCUGUGGAUGCGCCUGUCGGGGGCCUUACAGAAGAAGAGGAAUUCAGAGAUGUCAUAUCGGGAUAUCGUGAAAAAUAGCUCUAACGAUGAAACCAUUGCUGCCAAACAGAUUGAAAAGGACUUGCUCCGUACGAUGCCCAGCAACGCCUGCUUCUCCAACAUGAACAGUAUCGGGGUGCCACGGCUACGCAGGAUACUACGGGGACUUGCCUGGCUCUACCCUGAGAUUGGAUAUUGCCAAGGCACUGGCAUGGUGGCUGCUUCUCUGCUGCUCUUCUUGGAGGAAGAAGAUGCCUUCUGGAUGAUGUGCGCUAUUAUUGAGGAACUGGUUCCUGCCUCCUACUUCAGCACCACCCUGAUGGGCGUGCAGACGGACCAGCGCGUCCUGCGACAGCUCAUCGUGCAGUACCUGCCCCGCCUGGACAAGCUGCUCCAGGAGCAUGACAUCGAGCUCUCCUUGAUCACCUUGCACUGGUUCCUCACCUCUUUUGCUAGUGUUGUCCAUAUCAAGCUGCUGCUGCGUAUCUGGGACCUCUUCUUCUACCAGGGCUCUCUGGUGCUGUUCCAGCUCACGCUGGGCAUGCUCAGUAUGAAGGAGGAUGAGCUAAUCCAGUCUGAGAACUCUGCCUCGAUCUUCAACACGCUCUCAGACAUUCCCAGUCAGAUUGAAGAUGCAGAUGUGCUGCUGCGGGAGGCCAUGCGCGUGUCUGGCUCGCUGACAGAUGUGGCGGUGGAGACCCAGCGUCGCAAACACUUGGCCUACCUCAUUGCUGACCAAGGACAGCUGCUCAACUCCAGCACGACCGUCAACAAUUUAUCCAAAGUUGUACGGCGCAGGACUCAGCGCAGGAAAUCUGGCAUCACCUCUCUGCUUUUCG